Molecule: messenger RNA, 426 nt
Organism: Funneliformis geosporum
Lineage: Eukaryota; Fungi; Glomeromycota; Glomeromycetes; Glomerales; Glomeraceae
Source: the annotation of a GenBank genome assembly
AUGACUCAACCAAUGACCGCCUUCAUGGAUUUUUAUCAUGCUAACAAGAUCGAAGACUGGACGUGUAAUAACCUGGUAGAAUAUUAUCAUGAUAAAAUGGAGAAAAACGAUUGGAAGAAAUUCGACAUGAUACAUAGAGGAAAAGCACAAGAAAUCCUGGAUAAAUGGAAGAAUUGGACUGCAUUUUACAAAGACUUGAUAAGAGAGGAUCGCGCUCGUAAGGACUAUAAGUACUAUAAGUCAACUCAACAACCUGACCGGAAGUUCAACACAAAAUUUCGACAAUUGUCAUAUAACUUCGGAAAAAUGAGGUCGAGAAGAAACGGAAAGAGCCUCGACUCAAUCAAAAAGAAGGCGCUUUCUAGUGAAAGUUCACCAGAUAUUCAGAAUUAUUUCUCGCAGGUUCGUUCUGAGCAGAAUGAAUAA